AUGUCGCUCAACCACCCGUUUGACCCUUUAACUCCAAGGGAGAUUGCAAAGGCUGCAGCUAUCGUACGCCAUGCAUUCCCAGGAAAUACCCCCAACUUUCGAGUAAUCACUCUGAAGGAGCCCGCUAAGGCGGAGAUGGUUCGAUUCUUGGAGCACGCGAACCGCGGAGAAAAAGCACGAGAGAGACCUGCGAGAAUUGCUCGUGUUCAGGCGGUUUUUCCUGGGGGCUCGGCCAAUAAGUUCAUUGAACUUUGGGUUGACCUCGACCAAGCUGCAAUUCUGAAAGAGGAACAUCUUAUCGGAAAGCACCCAUACAUCGACUCGGACUAUAUGCAAGCUGUUGAGAAAGCGUGUAUGGCAGACCCCAAAGUCCAGGAACACAUUGCUCAUCUUCAACUACCGGACGGUGCUUCUGUUAUUGUCGAGGCAUGGGCAUAUGCGACAGAUGGCACUAGUGACAUGUCCCAGCAGACCACCAUGUGCUGGUUUUACAUGCGCUUGGUGGAUAAUCCUGACGCAAACUACUACGCGUAUCCACUGGAUGUUUGCGCAGAGAUAUCAGAGGAAUUGGAGGUGACCAAGAUCUAUCAAUUACCUUCCGGUCCCGAUGAUCGUAUUCACGACAAGCCGAAGCCGUUCGACCGCCGAAAGAUCCACGGUGCCGAGACUGAAUAUAGCCCUGGUUUGAGACCUUCACCCCGAACAACGACGAAGCCGUACCAAGUUGUUCAACCCGAAGGUCCUUCGUUCAAGAUACAAGGGAACUACUUGGAAUGGGAAAAGUGGUCUAUGCACAUCGGUUUCAAUUACCGAGAAGGUCUCACCCUUCCCAACGUUCGUUACGACGGCCGUAGCCUCUUUUACCGCUUGUCUCUUGCAGAGAUGUUUGUUCCCUACGGCGACCCUCGGACCCCUUACCCUCGCAAAGCAGCAUUCGAUCUCGGCAAUGACGGAGCGGGAAUCAAUGCCAAUAACCUACGUUUGGGCUGCGACUGCUUAGGUCACAUCAAAUAUUUCGAUGGCUGGCACACGACUACUUCAGGAGACCCUGUGAAGCUCCCGAACGUAAUCUGCUGCCAUGAGCAAGACGACGGGAUCUUGUGGAAACACACAAAUUUCCGGACACAGAAUGCCGUUGUGACACGUUCACGAAUUUUGGUCUUGCAAACUAUCAUCACAGUUAGCAACUACGAAUACAUCUUCGCUUUCCAGUUCGGCCAGGAUGCAUCAAUUCACUACGAGGUUCGGGCUACUGGAAUUCUUUCGACUUGUCCGAUUGAUAUAGGCGACAAGGUACCCUAUGGUACCAUUGUCGCUCCCGGUGUCCUUGCGCCUUAUCACCAAUAUUUGUUUUCUCUUCGCAUGGAUCCUGCAAUCGAUGGCCACAGCAAUUCCUUGCAGGUUGACUCCUACACCAACCCCUUCGGUGUCGGAUAUGUUACACGCUCUUCUAUUGUUGAUAAAGAGGGAGGCUUGGACCUAGAUUUUACCAAGAAUCGCACCUUCAAGAUUAUCAAUGAGGAUGUCAUCAAUCCUGUGACUGGAACCCCUGUCGGUUUCAAGCUGCUUCCUGCCUACAGUCAGAUGUUGCUGGCACACGCCGGUUCAUUCCACUCUAAGCGCUCCGAAUUUGGAAUACACGCUGUGUGGAUCACGCGUUACGACGACGAAGAGCACUUCCCAUCUGGCCGUCACACCAUGCAGUCACUUGGUGGCGAAGGAAUUGCUUCUGCUAUUGAAAGGCGUGCUGGAACCGCAGAUUCCUCGGUACGUGGCAAGGACAUCGUCAUUUGGCACACGUUUGGAUCGACGCACAACCCAAGAAUCGAAGACUGGCCUGUCAUGCCGUCGGAGAAGAUGGUCGUCGGUCUCAAACCAGUUAAUUUCUUCACUGGAAAUCCCGGCCUGGACGUUGCGCUUUCGACACAGGAGAAGAACCGGAGUGUGUUGGUUGGUGGAGGGGACGAUGUAAACUCGAAGUCCAGCUGUUGCAGACUGUGA
Penicillium salamii is the source of this 2001-nucleotide messenger RNA. NCBI's taxonomy places the organism in Eukaryota, Fungi, Ascomycota, Eurotiomycetes, Eurotiales, Aspergillaceae. The record is from the annotation of a GenBank genome assembly.